Messenger RNA from Hemiscyllium ocellatum (epaulette shark), 981 nucleotides. Its product is annotated as serine/threonine-protein kinase PDIK1L-like. The annotation marks the transcript as partial. Gene Ontology annotation, biological process: protein autophosphorylation; axon extension; autophagy. NCBI's taxonomy places the organism in Eukaryota, Metazoa, Chordata, Chondrichthyes, Orectolobiformes, Hemiscylliidae. The transcript has 4 exons. Gene Ontology annotation, molecular function: ATP binding; protein serine/threonine kinase activity. Gene Ontology annotation, cellular component: autophagosome; cytoplasm. The record is from RefSeq and is a predicted model, not a curated record.
AUGGAGAAACCAUGCCACUAUGAGAUUGUUGGGGAACUCGGCCGAGGGAGUUAUGGGACUGUGUACGAAGCAAGACAUUGCAAGAGCCGGGUUAAAGUCGCCUUGAAAAAAGUGCUGUGUAACUCUCCCGAAUCUUCGGAACUGGCUCUGCAGGAGUUCUGGGCGCUGAGCAGGGUGAAGCAGAGGCACCAGAACGUGAUCUCACUCCAUGAGUGCAUCCUGCAAAAGGAGCAGGUCAUCCAGAAGAUCAGGAAGGAACCUCCGGAAUCAGACAACCACUUGCUCCUCAUCGAGACUUGCCUUAAGGGGAAGUGUUGCUUCGACCCUGGAACCACCCCCCUCUUGUGGUUUGUGAUGGAGUUCUGUGAUGGGGGCAAUAUGAAUGACUACUUGCUGAGCAGAGACACUGACCGAAGGCUGAACAGUCACUUCAUACAGCAGCUCGCCGCUGCUGUGGUGUUCCUGCAUCUCAAUCAGAUCAUUCAUAGAGACCUCAAACCAGACAAUGUCCUCAUUGUUAACACUCCAACCGGACCCCUCUUAAAGGUGGCUGAUUUUGGCUUGAGUAAAUUGUGCCAGAAUAAAGGCAGUGUGAAUCAACGGCAAAUGUCAACAGCAUGCGGCUCUGAUUUCUACAUGGCACCAGAACUCUGGGAGGGGCAGUACUCUGCUAAAGUUGACAUCUUUGCCCUUGGGAUCAUGUUCUGGGCCAUAAUUGAGAGAAUCACGUUUCGAGAUGCUGAAGUCAAGAAGGAGCUGCUGGGUAUAUAUCUUUCUCAGGGGCAUGAAUUGAUCCCUGUGGGAAAGGCAUUAGUGGAAAACCCCAGCCUGCAGCUUCCAAUUCCUUUGAAUAGUAAAAGGACUAUGAAUAAAGAUAUCAAGAAACUUCUAAGGGACAUGCUGGCAUUUAACCCACAAGAACGACCAGAUGCCUUCAGCCUACAGGAACAAUUACUAGCGGUGUUCUGCAAGGAUCUGUUU